AUGGGGAGAAAUAGAAAGUCCAUGAUGUACUCGGAGCGAUUCUCCCCGCGGUACUUCCAGGUCAUUGUGUCAGGCGAGAUUGUCUCCGCCGUCAUCGAUGGAGGCCUGGGGGCUGGAGCGCUCGUGUGUAGAUACCUUUUCGUGCAUGGACCUGACUGGAGUAUCAUUUCGGGCGAAGAACAAGCGAUCUCGCAAACUGCGUACGCUGCACGAGGCUCACAUCUCGCUCUGGAGUUUCUGUCCUAUCCCCUGAACGCGGGUCCAGACCAAGUUGUUUGGAACCUCCCGUUCAGCCUCAUCUUCAAAUCCACAAAUCCGUUCGGCUGGCCACGCCUGGUGCUCUGCGUCUACGGGACCGACUGGCUCAACAGAAGAGUUCUCGUCGGGUACAGCUCCGUGCAUGUGCCAACCCAACCGGGACGGCACAUCCGCACGCUUCACCUCUAUUCGAUUACGUCCUCGUCCUGGCUGCAGAGACUUAUCGCCUGGGCGACAGGCUGCAGGCCGGAGUAUGUCGAUCCCCAGACGGCGGCGCGGAGCGAAGGCCGCGAAGUGGUACGGACACGCCACGCAGGCCGCGUCAAGGUCUGCUUCAACGUCCUCUCACGAGACCUUCAACAGCUUCAAUAUUCCCUUUAA
Messenger RNA from Neospora caninum, 639 nucleotides. RefSeq lists its product as hypothetical. The record is from RefSeq and is a predicted model, not a curated record. The transcript has 7 exons. Bases 1 to 639 code for a protein of 212 amino acids. Gene Ontology annotation, biological process: cilium assembly. NCBI's taxonomy places the organism in Eukaryota, Apicomplexa, Conoidasida, Eucoccidiorida, Sarcocystidae. Gene Ontology annotation, cellular component: MKS complex.